Aspergillus uvarum CBS 121591 is the source of this 942-nucleotide messenger RNA. Its product is annotated as NAD(P)-binding protein. The transcript is spliced from 7 exons. Gene Ontology annotation, molecular function: triacylglycerol lipase activity; acylglycerone-phosphate reductase (NADP+) activity. Gene Ontology annotation, cellular component: lipid droplet; endoplasmic reticulum. NCBI's taxonomy places the organism in Eukaryota, Fungi, Ascomycota, Eurotiomycetes, Eurotiales, Aspergillaceae. The coding region runs from base 46 to 900 and encodes 284 amino acids. The record is from RefSeq and is a predicted model, not a curated record. Gene Ontology annotation, biological process: triglyceride catabolic process; phosphatidic acid biosynthetic process.
CGUGAUAAACUCUCAGAAACAUUGCUUCCCUCAGGACCUACCACCAUGUCACGAACCCAGAAGUUCGCACUUGUCACCGGAUGCGGCCAGGGAGGAAUUGGCGAAGCAUUGGUGACCGAAUAUGCUCGCCGCGGCAUUCACCCCAUUGCUACUGUUCUCCCCAAUGAGUCGAGCGAACAUCUGUCUGCCAAGGGCAUCACCUUCUUUCCCCUCGAUGUGACGAUCGAGGAGUCAGUGGUCGAGCUCAAAGCCCGCAUCCGGGACCUCACGGGCGGAUACCUCGACAUUCUGGUGAAUUGCGCGGGAAUUGCGUAUACGAUGACGGCCAUCGACACCGACGUCGGUGCCGUGCAACGCAUGUUCGAUGUGAACCUCUUUGGCCCGAUGCGGAUGGUGCACCACUUUCACGACCUCAUUAUCCCCGCCAAGGGAACAAUCGUCAACAUUGGCUCGAUUGGUGGCAUAGUUCCUUACUUGUAUGGAGCAUCGUAUAAUGCCACCAAGGCUGGCCUUCAUCACUGGUCCAAUACCCUGCGGGUCGAAAUGGCCCCCUUUGAGUACGUGAUUUCCGGCGAGGUGUAUACCAACAUCCUGAAAAAUGACGCGCAUCGACAACUCCCAGAAGGCUCCUACUACAGCCCUCUAGCGGAAGAAUUCCGGCAACACGUCACCAGAACUCCCUCUGGGGCGACGGAUCGAUUCCAGUAUGCCUCCAAGGUGGUUGGGGAGAGUCUGCGCUCCAGUCCUUCCGCCUGGUUCUGGACGGGGAGUUCGACAGGGCUGAUCCGCUGUUUGGAUACAUUUGCCUGGCGGACGAUUUGGGACUGGAUGUUCUGGAGGAUGUUCAACCUGGGCAAGCUGCAUCGAUCUCACGCUGCGCUGGGUAAGAAACAAGUUUAGUUUAGUUUAGCUUAGCUUGAUGCAGAGUCGGACUUGACCGGG